Oxyura jamaicensis (ruddy duck) is the source of this 4382-nucleotide messenger RNA. It is a transcript of the gene INSYN2B, whose product is annotated as inhibitory synaptic factor family member 2B. The record is from RefSeq and is a predicted model, not a curated record. Gene Ontology annotation, biological process: inhibitory postsynaptic potential. Bases 239 to 1891 code for a protein of 550 amino acids. The transcript is spliced from 3 exons. Lineage: Eukaryota; Metazoa; Chordata; Aves; Anseriformes; Anatidae. Gene Ontology annotation, cellular component: postsynaptic density.
UCACAACACAAGGAUUUCUGGAUUCUCCAGCUACAAAAAAUAUUUCCUUAAUUUUGAUAUUUAUUAUCUUUUUCUAGUGUUUGGAUUGAUCAGCAAUUAAACUUUAAAGAGUAUCCCUAAAGAGAACAUGUCAGCUAAAUGGGUAUAUAACAACAACGACAAGAACGAAAGGCUUAGCUUCUUCAUUAGUAAGAUACUCAUUUCCAUCUAAGAAACACAGUCAUAAAACAGAGCUCAAAUGACAAAUGAAAUGGGUCGCAAAGAAACACAUUAUUUGCAGACUUUAAACUGUGAUUCGGUGGCCCAGCAAAAUAUGAAAAUGCGCCCAGUGUUGCUGAAGAGGAACAGUCUGGAUUCAGUCGAUUUUAUGAGACAGCCACACCACCGCAGAAGCAAAUCUCAGCAAGUUCGUUUCAAAGAUGAUGGUAUGAACACGAAGACAGCAGGUGUCACUGAACUGGGUACUAGUCCAGCCCAAGAUAUUUCAUUAGUGACCAGAAAUAGAGAAGUAGCUAGGCACCACAAUUUUUUGCUACAAUCUCCAUCUUUUCCCAAGGCUCAGAAGGGGCUUCAAAAUAUUGCCAUACAAACAUCCCCUAGCCUCAGGAAACACUUCCCUGUUUUCAGAAGAAAAAAACUGGCAGUAAGCAAAUCAUUAACAGAAAUGCCAACCGAGGCUGAAAAUUGCAUCCAAGCAAAUGGCAAUCUUUCUGAGCAAGACAUUAUGUCUUCAGACCUCUGUUAUUUAAGAAUAACCAAUCAUUUGGAAGAUGGAUUUAGGAAUAGUAAGGUAGACGGUCAGUUAAGUCAAAGACCAUCAGAAGCACAAAGAAACGGACCUAUCCAUACGGAUGAUUUCUCAGUAACAGAAAAGACAACUGUUUCUACACAGGUGCCUGAAUACAUUCAUGUGAAUUUUCCACAAAACAGCAAUACUUCCAUGGAUGCACCAGACACAACUGUGAAUUUAAGUAAUUCAUUGCAUUCUUCUACUAUCACAAAUAGCAAUGAGAACAAUGAAAAUAGCAUGCUGUCAUCUGAUUCUGAAAAAAUAAACCCUUGCCUAAGCCAUUCCGCUAAUUACAGUGAAUGUAAUCCUCAUUCUGACUCUUGCGAAGGAGACAAAAGUGACUCUGAGCUGCUUGUAGUCAGCACAGAUGCAAGCAGUCAGGAAACUACUCCAUUAUCACUUCCAUCAAACCACAGCAUAUCUCCUUGUUCCCUCAGAGACCAUCAACAGGCAGGAGAGCACAAAACAGGUUCCAGCUGUGUGACACUAACAAAUGAUGAUCACGCAGUAAUGUCAUUGACCAGCAGUAAUGCAUCAAAAUCUAUUUCUUCGUGCAAUACUGAAAUUGAGAAAAAUUCUACCCCGUCUGAUGUUUCACAGUGCAACAGCUGUUUAGAAGGAUUUCACAUAAAGUCUUAUCUGCCAAGGAAUGAAACAAACCCACAAACCAACAAAGAGAUCAGUGAAAUAAAUCAAAUUCAUCUGGCACAUGGUGAACUAUGUGCCCUACAAGGCAGGCUACAGUCUGUAGAGGAAUCCUUGCUGUCGAACCAGGAGAAGAUUAAAGUCCUUUUGAAUGUAAUUCAAGACCUUGAAAAAUCCAGAGCCCUCAGUGAAGGGCGCAACUUUUUUCACACUGGUCAAGACCUCAACAACUGCAGCACCUGUCAGAACACCGCGUGUAUCAUUUACAGUGUAGAAUAUGACUUCAGACAACAAGAAGGAAGAUUUCAUCAGAUUUUGAAAAGACUGGAACAUGAAGAACAAAAUCCAGCUUCAGCUUCACCUCCAAAGCUAUCAUCUGAUCAUCCAGUUCCCGAGAAAAAGGAAUUAGGAAGAAAAACAAAAAAGGUGAAAAAAAAAUGUUUCUGGUGGAUUUGACUUCCUUACAGAUCUUAAAUGGAAAAACUUUUUUUUAAUAUAUAUAUACAUUUCAAGAAGCACUGAAACAGAAAUAUGUUUGAGAGCACACACCUGAAAAUAUGGCUUUAUGAAUUCACAACACUAAAGAAUGUUUGUUCCAUAAAUAAGAACUGAAUUUACUUACAUCAUCUCACUGAAUAAAGACACAUGAAGAGACUAUUUUUGAAAAGGAAUUGUAAGAUUUUCUCUUCUUUUUUCUUUUUUUCCUUUUUUCCAAUUACACUUUCAUAUGCUGUAAUAAAGACUUUUUUUUUUAAAAGAAGUUUAAAUCUCAACUUUAAAAAGACAAUGUUAGUCAAACCUACAGUCUUCAUUUCCUAUUUAUAAGCAACGUGGACUAAAGGGAAAGAACUUUUAAGAUCUUUAAACAAACUGCAUAAUCAAGAACAAGUCCAGGGGAAUUUACCACAAUGAAGAAUUUCAGGUUGAAAUGUUAUUCUGUCCCUUUAUUGGUUCAUUUUAAAGGGCAAUCAUUUAGGAGUUUGUCAUUUAAUAGACUUCUCUGCAUAUAAUCUUAUAUAUAUAUAUAUAUAAAGAAAACAACUCACUAAUUCUAGUCUUAAUUCCCUUCUCAAAGGAGGUCCAAUUAGAUGCGUUUGAAUUUCAGGUAUCUUCAAAGAUGGAGAAUUCAAAACAUCCAAGGGCAACCUUUUCCAAAAUUUGACCACCUCCACAAUGAAAAUGUUUUUCCCAACAUUUGAUCAGAAUUUGAAUUUAUUACAUCUUGCCCUAUCCCAACACCCAAUACCUUCAGCAAGAACUAGACAGACUUCAAGACCUCUCGCUCUCCUAAGCUUUCACUUCCUGAAGACUGAACAAACCCAAUUUUUACAGCCUCUCUCCAGGUACCAUACACUGCAGCCCACAGUCUGAGCACCCUGGUGGUCUCCCUCUGGACCAUGCUCCAGUAUGUUGAUGCUGCACCCUGUGCCACUAUACAUUUAAGACCUGUACCACUAUAUCAAAAUAUUUUUAUUUAUUUAUUUUUUUUCCCGUUAAGAAGAGUAAAUGAGUUCACACUGGCCUACAAAAUGCAAAAUUGAUUGUAAAAAAUAAUAUUUGACAAAAUAAUCUGUACUGCAUAAAUUUUCUUAAAAGUGACUCUAGUUGAUUAGUUCAAAUGUUGCCAUGGUAUUCAAUGGAUUAACCCCUAGAUCCUCCUUUUUUAAAACAAACUGUAUUAGUUGUGCAAUAUUAGUUUAAAAUACCUACACUUUUUGUAUAUUUCUGUGUUCCACCAGUUCUUAGGGUUAGCUAGAUAUUUGAAGACACCAUUUGUCAGAAAAGACUAGAGAUGACAAAAACUGGUAAUCAUUUACAAGUCAGUAUGCUAUGUUGCUGGUCUUAAUUUCCCAAGGUUAUAAAGUGUGACAGUUUUUUUUUUUUUUUAAAAAAAAAUGUAAGUACAGUUAGUAUGGAAAUAACAGACACAAAAUUAUCAAAGGCUUUUAAGAAGGAAAGCUGUACAUGAAAUUUUACUAGCAAGAAGUAUGCCUUUAGUGAGCCAGAAAAGCUCUUCAAUAACAACUUCUGAAUAUAAUAGAGAUUAGAAUUAAAUUACAUAAGAGCAUGUCCUUACAUCACACUCAAAUACACAUAUCGCUUGGGCUGGCAUUCCAACAGCAUUCCUAUUUUGCAUUAGCGUAAUUGAUACACUGAAGGAUCUAUAGGUGUGCAAAGGUUUCUUGUGUAUUAAAAUAUCAUUUUAAGAUGAAUAUCCUUCUGGCACAAAGGCAUAAUAAUAAGUAAUACCAACAGGAGUAAUACUAACAAAAUCAGUAAUUAUUAUUUUUUCCUGUAGUGAGCUAAUUUUCAAUAACAUAUUAUUGUAUGAAAGACGUCUUUUUGUCUUUCUCCUUGUCAAAUAAUAAGCAUGAAAAAAAACAAAACUCAUUUUAAGCUACCUGAUUUUGUUUUGGCUUUCAUAAAUAUGAGGCCUUUAAUAAAGACAUCAAGAAAUCCAAAUUACUGAAUAGUAUUUUGGUUUGCUACAUAACACCAAUCAAUUUCUGUAGUCAGUAAAACUAUACAAGUAAGAAAAUAUCCUAUUUAAUUUAAGAAAGUCCAUCCAAAAGUUCUAAGUAAGGCUCUAUGGCUUUCUCAUAAUCUGAACAAACAGCAAUACUUCUGAAAAACUGAAAUAUACUUAUUUAAAUGGUUACUGUUUUUUAUAUUUUACUGUCUGAUCUUGGAAUUCAGAUCUGUACACAGUUGUUAAUCCUUAACGAAAAGAAUAUGAACGGAACUCCUCCAUCAUCUGGCUUACAGAGGCUUUGACUACCAGGAACAAAAUAAAUAAAUAAAUAAAAAAUACAGCUUAACCAAAAAUGAAGUAAAAGUAUGCCAGAAGUUAUUCAUACAAAAGAAUAAGUAUCAAAAUUUCACAAUAAAACCAAACAUACCAAAUGCAAGAAUUUUUUGUAGCCAGUCUUCUCCACAUUAUGUCACA